CAUACACCUGCGUAGCCGGGUCGAACGACUUCCCCUCGCCAUCGUUUCUUUUUGCCUCAUCACCGUCAUCUUCGUACCUUCCUCCAUCCCUACCCCUGCUCGGUUCCUUUUCUCCGCGAGCACGCGUUGCUACGCAGCAUGCACGGAUGAUGACGGAGACAACGGCGGAAGCAGCAACAACAGCAGCGGCAAGCGCGCAAUCAGCACCGGCCACGAGAUUGCUGCCCGUAACCAUCGACGGCAAGCAUGCUCACCUCAUCCUAGAUCAUCACAUUCUCCACAUUCACAAGAGCGGCAGCCCGUCCGCUGGAAAUGAUGCAGCUUUCGAUCCCUUGCAGGCAUAUGUCGCCGUGCCGCAUGUGCUCGUACUCCGCUGCUCUCUCGUAGCUGACGCGGACGGAGCCUCGCUCCUGCUCAGCUUCCUCUCUCCCGCCCCUGGUAGCAAAAAGGUCCGAGAAUGGCUUCGGCACAGAUCAGCGAUGGAGUCAGCAUUGGCCACAACCCAUCCCCCCAGAGUCAAAUUCGAAGAGCUCAAGGCGCUUCUCGAAGGACCCUUUGCCAACCUGCGUCUGACCAAGGUGGAAGCACGCGUCGCACCCGAACACACUGACACUGCAAGAGAGUGGGUGCAACGUGCUUCUGACUUGGCCUACACAUCUCCCAUCACCGGCGCACCCAUCAAGCCCUACCGACGUCUCCGCGUGCUCAUCAACCCGUUCGGCGGACCGGGAAAAGCAAGGGUUCUGUACGAGACGCGCAUCCGGCCCAUCCUUGAAGCGGCUGGCUGCAAGCUCGACGUAACAAACACGACACAUCGCAACCACGGCCUCGAGAUUGUCCGCGACGAAGCGGAACUGCCGCGCAGCUGCGACGCCAUUGUCACCGUCAGUGGGGAUGGACUGCUGCAUGAGGUGCUCAAUGGCUUAGCUACUCGCCCGACCGAUGCGCAGCACGCGCUAGCAUCCCUGCCAGUUGUUCCGAUCCCGACGGGAAGCGGAAACGCGACCAGCGUCUGCCUCCUCGGUCCCCAGCAAGGCUUCAACCUCGCCCAGGCAAGUCUCAACGCGAUCAAGGGCCAGGUCAUGGCGUUGGACAUUUGCAGCGUCACCCAGCCGACCAGCGAAGGAUCAGCCGGCGUUCUUUCACAAACAAACGGCGCCGGCGGAUCUACACAAGGAUGUGGCAGCAAGCGGCGGAGCCGAGCGUUGCAAUCUGAAACGGCAGAACAGGAUGGCGGUGCGGACGCGCAGGCGCCAUCCUCCGUACCCUCUGCGUUCACUUCCUUUACACGCUACUAUUCCUUCCUCUCCCAAGCCAUCGGUCUCAUGGCAGACGUGGACAUCGGUACGGAUCACUUGCGCGCGCUCGGCGACACACGCUUCAUCCUCGGCUACCUCGGCGGCGUCGUCACCAACACGGAAGCGCUCGUGCACGUUGACGUCAAACUCGGCUCGAAAGGAACCAUCAGCCGUGAGGAGAUGCGCGUGCGUGCGGCGGAUAGGUGCGCGUUGUCUGCCGGUGGUGAUAACGAUGCGCAAAAUGUAGAUUAUGCAGUCUCAUCUCAAGCGUUACCAGGCCUGCAGCAUGGGGCUGUCACGGACGAUAUCGGCGGCGACAACUUGCCAAGUCUCGAUCUCCUAGACCCGUCUUGGACCAAGUCGAAGUCACUGCUGCUGAAAAAUAGCGGAAGCACCAAUGAGAAGAGCAGCCUAGCAGCGAGCGGAUCCGCCGAGACGAACGGCAGUAGCGCCACCGCCGCCGCCGCAGGAUGGGCGCGUGUGCGGCACCCGAUCUCAACGCUGUACGCAGGCAAGCUGCCAUAUGUCGCUCGCGACCUGAUGCAGUUCCCAUACGCUCUACCGGGCGAUGGGACGAUCGACAUUGCGCUGCUACUGCACGCCGGCGGCCGGGCAGGCAAGCUGCGCACGAUCGCCGGCGCUGAGACGGGAGCGGCGAUCUAUGACAAGGCCGUCAGCUACGUCAAAGCCGAGGCGUUCCGCGUGACGCCGCGCCUGCCUGCGGGCGACAAGCGCCUUAAGAAGGGUGGGCUGAUCUCCAUCGAUGGCGAGGCUGUGCCGUACCUGCCGUUCCAAGUCGAAAUCACGCCGGGCUUGCAACUCAAGGUCCUCAGCGUAUACGGCAAUUUCCUCGCUGCGCCACUCGAGCCGCCAGCCAAAAACGGCGGCAGCGGAGGCAGUAGCAGGGACAACGAGAACGAUAGUAAAUAGGGAUUUGGGCGAGUUGUGGGCCAGAUUAACGCAUCCCUCAGCCUGGCAGUCAGGCUGCCGGUGCUCCAUAAUCACCCACAGCUCGCCCUUCUUCUCGCACUCCUCAUCAUACCCAUCGCGCUCUUCCUCCACUUUUAAGUAGGCUGGAUUAUCUCAAAACACACAACAAGGAGGUUCAGUGUCUCGCAGAUUGUAGCUCAACGUGUGCGCGACACCUCCUGAUAAAGGCUGCGUGUAUGGCAGAGCAGAUGUCUCUGUAUUAUUCUUUUUGUGCGCGAGCAGAGUAAAUACAUGCCUUGCUGGCUCAAUUGCCAACAGGGUACAUGCAAGCUGGUCAC
Tilletiaria anomala UBC 951 is the source of this 2566-nucleotide messenger RNA. RefSeq lists its product as uncharacterized. Gene Ontology annotation, biological process: sphingosine biosynthetic process. NCBI's taxonomy places the organism in Eukaryota, Fungi, Basidiomycota, Exobasidiomycetes, Georgefischeriales, Tilletiariaceae. The coding region runs from base 147 to 2228 and encodes 693 amino acids. The record is from RefSeq and is a predicted model, not a curated record. Gene Ontology annotation, cellular component: intracellular membrane-bounded organelle; cytoplasm; membrane. The transcript has 2 exons.